CCCUGACAAGCUCAGAAACUAUCUACAAAGUGCAGGGAUUUCUGUUGGCAAAUAUCGCGUAGAAGUCAUGUGAUUGUGACAAGGCUUGCGGCCAUAUUUGUUGAUCUGUUGAUGAGGAAGUGCGAAACGUUGCUUGGAAUUCUGAACAAAAACAUCAACUUUGAACCGAAUAUCGUCGGAAAAUAGCCAAUUUAAAGUGUUCAGUCUGUUCUUUUAUAUAUAUAGAUCAUAACUUUGUUGUCAUCAUGAAAACGUAUGAAGUGAUUACUACGUUGGCAGUGUUUGUAUUUUUGAUGUGUCUUUCGCAUGGACAGUCUCAAUCUUCUAGUACAACGACAACGACAACAGCAAAACCAGUCCCUGCCACCACAACCUUGACCCCGGAAGAAGAAUGUACGAAAGUUAAUUACAGUUGUGAUACGUGUGUGGCGAAAGCAGAAUGCAUGUGGUGCGAAACAGGGCCACUUAAGUGUAAGCCAUAUCCAGUUGGACAUAUCAUACCCCGUGCGGAAGAUUGUGAUCUUGGUGAGGCAAGAUGGGGUGUUUGCUGGCUGAACUUCAAGGUGCUCAUUAUAACAAUGUCUGUGAUAGCCGGUAUACUACUGAUCUCAACAUGCUGCUGCAUCUACUGCUGCUGUUGCCGCGGCAAGGGCAACAAGAAGAAGUACGCCAAGGAGGAGGAACGAUGGGAACGCGAACGGGAGGAGAGAAAACAGCGGGCUGACGAGAGAAAGGAAGAACGCAAGGAGCGCGCUGAUGAAAUACGUAAAAAAUAUGGAAUUGGAUUCAAAGGCUCGGCUGGUGUUGACGACACAGCACGUCUUAUCAAGGAUGACAACCCUUACCAAAGAUUUGACGCAUAAGGCUAGAUGGAAGAUCACAAGAUUGCUGUGUUGACGUGGAUAAAUUUAACCUACAUUUCAUAGUGCUUAUUCUGCGCAUUCCCUGCCCUUGAUUGUCCCUUCUCAAAUUCUGGGGAGAAGCUAAAUUGGGGUGUGGGACUCUAUCGACCGAGUAGAAAGGUGAACCAGUGACAUAAAUGAUCACAGAUGUAUUCAGUUGAUCAAUUCGAUACUUGAGCCCAUGUCUUCAUGUAUAUCAUAUUUGGGUCCAUUCCUUUAACUCUUUCACUACCGUACCCGGUAAUUGCCGGUUCCGUACAUUGCGUACAAGUGGCCCACAGUAAUCCUUACUGCUAAAUUUUCUACGAAAUUCUACAUGUAUGAUUCACAACAGUCGGAAGUUUUUGGUUGGUUACACCUGAAAAACAAGAUGGCAGCACUGCACUUAACUCAAUGCAGAUUUCGUCCCUGAGAUUGGGUAACAAUGAAACUUUUCCUGAGCCAAACUGGGAUCCAGGCCGCCCGGUCUAUUACCGUGUACGGGCCAGGGGUAUGGGACACUGCCAAAAUGCUGCGGUAGGCUAGCGAAAGAGUUGAUGUCAGACAUGGCCACAAAAUGGCAUUUCCUGUCAGAAAUUGAACUAAAAGUGUUUGAAUAGUUGGUUAAAUUGAUUCACUGCAAGUUGAGGUAUAGUUAGUCUCAGGCUGAUUGCAUUCCGGCUCGUCCCCCUGUGAUGUGGAUUCCCCUUCCCUGCUGCUUACUGAGCUGUUCAGUCAUUUUGCUCGAGCUUGGAGGAGCGGCAGUGACACAUUUGCACCUGAAAAAGGAUAAUGAACUUUUUUACAGCGAGAGAUGAAUAGUUUGGAUCUCAAAUGCCAUCAAAAGAUUCUAAAUGUGACCUGAUCUAGCAAAAAGAGGCAGAAGUCGUAUUUAGGGAAAAGGGAGAAAAAGGGGAGAAAUAAUUAUUUUAUGACUUUCCUGAGUCAUUUCAAUUAUGUCUAGUGGUGUUUCGAGACCACUAAAGCCAUGAAAUACAGCAAAAUAAGUUGUUCCUUCAAAUGUUUAUCAAUAAAUAACCUAUUUUCCAACAAGUCUUUCUCAACUGUUUACUUGCAAGCUUUUUACAAGCCCAUCAUCAAGAGAUGUAUCAGAUCAGUACCAAUAGCUCAAGAAUUGUACCCAAUAGCCCCCUUUUGCCAGAGUGGGUCACAAAUGCUCAAAGCAUCACCUGAGAGAUUGACCAGAAUACAGGUUCCUCAAUCUCCUCAGAGCUUUCAUGAGUGCAUCAUUCAGGCUUAACCUACUGGGAACAAUUUUUCUGCUGGGGGUGCCUUUUUCUUGAGACUGACUCUGCCCCAUGUUGGCUGUUUAACAAAACAAGAAGAUGUUGAUAUUAUGAUACCAUGUUCUGUCCUGGAGUUAAGUGUUAGUUAAUGUUUAUAUUGACAUGAGCAAGAUUCACUGCAAUAUUCAAGAUUUCACUAUGAUGGCAAUUGCUUUGCAUAGCCAUGCUGUCCGUCGAUUUAUAAAACGAGAUACCAUUUUUGUGAGAAAAAAACUUUGGCCUUCAUGUUUCAGAUGGGACCACCUACAUUGUAUAUUAUCACAGAGAGUUUCCUUUAUGAUGGUUUGCAUGAUUUCUGUUUCAGAGGAAGACUCGUGGGGGGGGGGGGGGGUUGGCUGGUGCAUGAGCAUUUUCAUUCUUAUUUUUGAAAUAGGGUUCAUCUCACACUUGACUAUUCCUGACUUAGGUCUUCUGCCAAUCUGUUCCAUUUCUUACUCAGACCAAAAUCAACUUUGGCACUUUAAGGGUUAAUAGCCUCAUUUAUUUCGUAUUGCACAUAGUGAACACUUAUAUAAUUAGUGUGUUUGUACAGUCGCGCUUGUUUGAUAUGCACAUGUAAGGUUGAAAUACAUGUUGUACACUGAAUGACUGGUGUGUUGUGCUAUUGCAAUUACUUACUUUUAACCCUUGAAGUCUAGAUGACAAGAAUUUAUUCUGUGCAAAGUGUAAGGAAUCAAAUCGGCACCUCUUGUGUCUAGAUUUUGGUAUCUUCCUCUGGUGAUUAGUAAUUUCACUACCAUACAUGUACUCUUAAUAAUGCCUCAUCUUAUAUUUGGGCCAUUUAGACGGCAGGCGAAAAAAACACAUUUGGAUCGGAUUCGGAUGUGAUCUGAUCGAACCACAUUCAGGUCUCAAAAAUUGUGCGCCUUUAGCCGAUCAGCGCAAUCCGGUCUCAUCUGGACACAUUUCUUUAGAUGUGGAACUCUGUUGCUUGUGGAGGUGUAAAGAAAUGCUUUAGUGCGCAUGCACCUAGGUAAAAUCCAGAUUCGGUAUCCAUUUGGGUUUAGACGACGCUUUUGAUCUGGAUGCAUCAAGAUUAAAACUACCUUGAUCGAAGACCACAUUGAUCCAGAUAAUUUUGCAUUUAGACGACAAAAAUUUAAGAGAAGCUCUCUGAAUGGCCCUAAUGAUGAAAAUUUUGUCUUAGUUACACUUCAAUUUUUCUCCUCGGUCUUUGAGGGUUAGAAGUUCUGCUAAGUUAUUUCGAAACAAGAAAAAUAUGGUUCAUUUAUUUGUUGGUGUAUUGACAAAACUUCCUUGCAACAAUUAUAUAAAAAGAAUGUAUAUUUGUACUUAUGCUGCAGAAAUUUUGGAACAAAUGAAUUUUGGAAUUUGGAAUUUUGGAACAAAUGUUUUGAGUAAGAAAAUGUUCUACGUGUAACUCAAAUUUUGCCCGAUUCUGAUCUGAUUGGUGUAUGGUGAUUGUAAUAUAUUUUUGGAAGCAGGUUUGAUUUGUUGAGGGUUAGUAGUGCUCUUCGAUGUGUCUGUCGAUGGAUAUUUUGGCUGUAGGAUGUAUAUACCAUGAUACCCACGAGGAAGUUUUGUGUAAGAGUCGGUGGUCUACUACUAGACGUGUGCCAUUGUUUGAAGUUAAACCUACCAUUACUGUAAAUAUGAUUGUUCUGUGUUCAAAUUUAAAUGACAUCUUUGAAAAUGUGUGGUAGGUUUGAGGCUUUUCUGCUGGCUUAAAUCGCAUCCUUGUAUCUCAUUAAGAAAUAUUUAGGCCGUUUGGUUGCGAUACUAAAAGCUUUGAAGGUAAAGCGGAAAUAUAGCCAAAAUCCUGAGUCGUAGGCACGGAUUUUGACUGAAUUUUUGCGACGCCCAUGAGGAUUUUGGAAUCGCAACAUUUUUGGUUCCUUACUUACAGCAUUAGUCUUGAAGAAAAUUGUGUCUUUGUGAUGUCUGAACGAAACUUAUUUAUGUAUAUAGUGUUUGUCAAAUUUCAAUAUUAUUUACACACACAUUGAUAUAGCUAAUAUCUUUCAAAUGUCGGGAUGUGACUUUUGCAUGAGACCAUAUAAAUAAUUUCACGUGUGCUCACCUCAAAAUGAUGUUUAGAAAGUUAGACUGACAGGAACGGUAAAUCUUCAUGCUGACAGUUUUUGCAUCAAUUUUACGAGGGUAAUUAUCAUAGAAGAUAAUUCUUGCAGUUGUUGACAUGUCAUGUGUGGAUUUGUCAUGGUAAUACUGUAGCAAGUUCAUGUCAAAUAACUAAGGUAUAUACCAGGUGCGUGCACUGGCUACUACUGGUCCACAGUAAUGCGUACUGCUAAAUUUCCCCCCUUGUUCUAUCCUAAGUCCCUAUAAGUCUUAGGUUGGUACACCUGAAAAACGAGAUGGAGCACUGCACUCAUCUCAAUGCACACCUCGGCCUUAAGAUUGGGUGAUGCUAGCUAUUUUACAAUGAAACUUUUCUUAUGCCAAGUUGGGAUCCUGGCCGCCUGGUCUACUGGUUGUCGGCCAGGGGUACAGUACAUUUCGACAUCCUGCGAUAGCGAAAGGGGUAAUGGCCAUUUUAGGUCAGUAAGGAGAAACUAAAAUAUUUUUAUGAAUUUUUGGUUACCAAUGUUCAAUUGUCUUAGAGCUGAAUUGGAUGAUUGAAUGUAUGGUGUAUCUCACCUUUGCUUCCUUUUUGCCCGUUGUACAUAUCUGUUAAAUAGUGAAAUAAAUACUUUUCUGAUGUCACAA
This is a messenger RNA of Lineus longissimus, 4876 nucleotides long. RefSeq names its product pituitary tumor-transforming gene 1 protein-interacting protein-like. Gene Ontology annotation, cellular component: cytoplasm; nucleus. NCBI's taxonomy places the organism in Eukaryota, Metazoa, Nemertea, Pilidiophora, Heteronemertea, Lineidae. The transcript has 7 exons. Gene Ontology annotation, biological process: protein import into nucleus. The record is from RefSeq and is a predicted model, not a curated record. The coding region runs from base 246 to 863 and encodes 205 amino acids.